AUGGCUCAAAAACCUAGAUGGGGCGAAUUGGAGGAAGAAGCUGAUGGCGGUGAUUAUGACUAUUUGUUGCCACCGAAACAGAUUACCACCACCACACGCAUCCAUAAAAUCGCUAAUGCUCGGCUGAGCAAGCGCGCCAUGGAGAGGCGUUCUUGGCCUAAGUUCGGUGAUGCCGUUCAAGAGGACAUCGGCGUCAAACUCACCAUGGUUUCUACCGAGAAAAUCAUCUUUGAACGACCAAGGGCUCCAGCUCUGCUGAAGCAACAAGGUGCUUUUGCCAAAGGUCAGACAAAAACGGCUCCUGUAGAGGAGGAAGUUCCACCUUUGCUUGGAGAAAAUGGAAAAAUUGAGGUAUGGCGUAUUGAUGGUGAAGAAAAGACGGAAUUACCCAAGGAGGAUAUUGGAAAAUUUUACAGUGGAGAUUGCUAUAUUUGUCUUUACUCCUACCAUUCUGAUGAAAAGAAAGAAGAUCACUACCUGUGCUGUUGGAUUGGGAAGGAUAGCAUCCAGGAGGACCAAAAAACAGUUGUUCAACAAACUACUUCAAUGUUCAACUCUAUGAAAUGCAAACCUAUUCAGUCUGGAGUACCUGUAAAAUUCUCUAGAGAAGGAAAAGAGAGCUUAGCUUUCUGGCUUGCACUUGGUGGAAAACAAAGCUACUCAAGUAGCAAAGUAACACAGGAAAUCAUCCGUGAACCUCACUUGUUUGAAGUAAUAAGCAAUAAAGGAAAGUUAGAGAUUGAAGAAGUUCACAGCUUUGAACAAGAUGACUUGUUUCCAGAGGAUGUAUUGAUAUUAGCUACAUGAUUUUUAGGGAAUAUUUGAAUGAAGCAAUUACAGAAAUAUUGCAGAAAUCCCAACAAACAUUAUUUUUAAA
Messenger RNA from Lactuca saligna, 877 nucleotides. The record is from the annotation of a GenBank genome assembly. Lineage: Eukaryota; Viridiplantae; Streptophyta; Magnoliopsida; Asterales; Asteraceae.